Messenger RNA from Alosa sapidissima (American shad), 1855 nucleotides. RefSeq names its product kinesin-like protein KIN-14E. Lineage: Eukaryota; Metazoa; Chordata; Actinopteri; Clupeiformes; Clupeidae. The record is from RefSeq and is a predicted model, not a curated record. The transcript is spliced from 11 exons. Bases 49 to 1401 code for a protein of 450 amino acids. Gene Ontology annotation, biological process: microtubule-based movement. Gene Ontology annotation, molecular function: microtubule motor activity; microtubule binding; ATP binding.
CAGCGGCUGCAGAAGUUUGAACUGACGGAGCUGGCCUGGGAUCUGAUCAUGACCGGCUCUACUGCCUACCUCUCUGUUCCUGAGUAUGGGCAGGAUGGGCCUGCAGAUGGUGAAAAGGAGAUUGAUCCUGUGGAUCUGGAAAACUUCAAGAAGAGUGAGUUCCUGCCAUCAGACACAGAAAAGAGUGUAGGACAACAACUACUGCUCCUACAAUCUGAGCUGAAGCAGCUGAAAGAGGAGCAUAGAAAGACCGUGGAGAACUACACAGCAGAGAGGACCAUGAGAAAGAAGUACUACAACAUGGUAGAGAAUAUGAAAGGUAAAAUCCGAGUGUUCUGUCGGAUCAGGCCAAUGAACCGGACCGAGAUAGCCCGAGGAGACUCCACCAUUGUGUCUCGACUAGAUGAAUAUUCCAUCACUGUGGAAACGGCACGUGGUCAACGAGAGUUCCAGUUCGACCGAAUAUUUGACACUCAAUGUUCUCAGGAAGAGGUGUUCCAAGACACUAAUAGACUCAUUCAGUCGGCCAUUGAUGGCUUCAAUGUGUGCAUCUUUGCCUAUGGGCAGACUGGUUCAGGGAAAACCUACACAAUGGUUGGAGAUAAACAUCUGAAGAACCCAGGCAUCAUCCCCCGAACAUUUAACAAGAUUUUUGACAUCAUUCAUGAAAACGAGGCUAAGUUUGACAUCAAGGUCUCUGCCUACAUGCUGGAGCUGUAUAAUGAGCGCCUGCAGGACCUCUUUGUCAGCCCCGCCGAGGCAUUCAGCAAGCGGAUUGAAAUGAAGAAGGACAAAAAGGGGCUUGUGUUUGCCCAGGGAGCAGAGACAAAGCAGGCGGCCAGUCCCAGCGAGCUCUUUGCCCUGUUCGAGCAGGGCUGCGCAAACCGCCAUAUCGCCGCCACCAAGAUGAACGUGGAGAGCUCACGCUCGCACCUGAUCAUCGGCAUCAUGGUGGAGAACAGGAAUCUGACCAAUGGCACUGUGUGCUACGGCAAGCUCAGCCUGGUGGACCUGGCGGGCAGUGAACGGGCCGCUAAGACAGGGGCGAAAGACGGCCAGCUAAAGGAGGCCAACUCUAUUAACAAGUCUCUUAGCGCGCUGGGGGACGUCAUCUCGGCCCUGUCCUCAGAUCAGCCUCACGUCCCCUACCGCAACAAUAAGCUGACACAGGCCAUGCAGGACUCACUGGGGGGCAACGCCAAAACACUCAUGUUUGUCAACAUCUCUCCCUCGGACUGCAACGUGGAGGAAACACUCACUUCGCUUAUUUAUGCUACACGGGUGAAAGCGAUCACCAAUAAUGCGCAGAGGAACAUGGACAGUAAGGAAAUUGCACAAUUGAAAGAGAUCAUUGUUAAACUCCGAUCUGGACAACCUGUGGAAGAAGAAGAUGUGCAAUGACCCCUCUCAAGAAAACACACAUGCACACCCAAAUAAACACCAACUAUACAUGCACAACGAUGGAUUUUAUGCACAUUAUCAGUUAGACUGACCAGGCCCAGCAGUGUCAGAUGGAUGUCUAGUAGCAGUUAAAUGUCAAAUUGGUUUUGCCAAUAUAACGUAAUGCAUCAUAACAUGUAGACAGUAGACAUGCAAACAGAUGACAGACAGAUGGAGGAUGAUGUGUACUUCAUUAAUUCACUUGAUCAAAUUCAUCUCAUCCACUGUUUGCUUCUCAGUGUGGCUGUGGACAUCAGCUAAUGUACUAUACUAUGUUUGGCACUGUGGAUUGUAGAUGUUUGCCAGUGAAGAACUGAUGUGAUUUCCAGAGUUUUAGAUGUUUAAUUAUGUUUUCCUGUUUUCUUUCCUGAAUUGUGUGUGUGUGUGUGUGUGUGUGUGUGUGUGUGUGUGUGUG